Messenger RNA from Seminavis robusta, 375 nucleotides. The record is from the annotation of a GenBank genome assembly. Lineage: Eukaryota; Bacillariophyta; Bacillariophyceae; Naviculales; Naviculaceae.
AUGACUGAUCGGCCAGAAGGUGAGGACAACAGAGCCCGCUGGGGUCUGUACAGUCCAAAAAGCGCAAUGGAUCGAGACAUUCUGAUGUUUGUGACGGGAGCCUAUGUAGGGCCAGCGCUUGAAGAAAGUGAUGACUGGACGGAUCCAGAGACAGACUCCCCCAAGAAUAUUUGGGGCUUCUGGGGUGGGUUCUUCGACUGGUUAGUUCCUGACAAAGUCAAGGCCUGGUUUUCCAAUAGACCCGGAUUUGACAGCUAUAAGGAGGGAAGCGCUGAUUUGUUGGCCUUGAUUGAAAAGCUCGACGCCGAACCAGACCCGUCGUUCUACGACAAAUAUUACAGCAACCCCGACAAUGAAGGAUACGGAUAUCUUUAG